This is a messenger RNA of Venustampulla echinocandica, 483 nucleotides long. RefSeq lists its product as uncharacterized. NCBI's taxonomy places the organism in Eukaryota, Fungi, Ascomycota, Leotiomycetes, Helotiales, Pleuroascaceae. The transcript has 2 exons. The coding region runs from base 1 to 483 and encodes 160 amino acids. The record is from RefSeq and is a predicted model, not a curated record.
AUGGCCCCUAUCCGCUGGUGGCCUUUGGUGGUCUUCUUUGGCGCACUGUUUCCCCCUACUUCUGCCAACGAAUGUGUCUUCCAAGAAAUCCUUGUUGUACAUAAUCAGCUCGAGCUAGAUGCCGGGACCCAUGGCUGUACCUCGAUCAAUGGCUCUAUAUAUGUCGAGACUGACUUCGCGGGGCCACUUACUCUCAGUGACAUCUCCAGUAUUUUCGGACGAUUCUACGUUCUGGACGGUAUCCGGAGCCGUACUGGAUUAGAUCCUGCGGUAAAUACUGGACUUACCACUUUUGAAAUCAAAGAUCUACAGCAAAUAGACACCCUGGGGAUUUAUGAUGCUGUAGCACUAAGGUCCAUAUCACUGCCACAAUUAACAUCAGUUAACGAUCUAUAUGUGGAGGGAUAUAAGAUGGAUACUCUUGAUCUCCCAUCAUUGACCAGCGCAAACUGGCUGCGUCUAUAUGGAAAUAUCUCGACGUAA